This is a messenger RNA of Lathyrus oleraceus (garden pea), 855 nucleotides long. RefSeq names its product acyl-CoA-binding domain-containing protein 4-like. The record is from RefSeq and is a predicted model, not a curated record. The transcript is spliced from 2 exons. NCBI's taxonomy places the organism in Eukaryota, Viridiplantae, Streptophyta, Magnoliopsida, Fabales, Fabaceae. Gene Ontology annotation, cellular component: cytosol. Gene Ontology annotation, molecular function: fatty-acyl-CoA binding; protein binding. Gene Ontology annotation, biological process: lipid transport. The coding region runs from base 1 to 855 and encodes 284 amino acids.
AUGACGUGGGUAUCCCUUAUAAAUUUCAAACACGAGGUGUUUGCUGAAUUUAAGAAGUUCGAAAUCAAGACUGAGAAUCAGUGUGGUAAGAAGCUGAAAAUUCUCAGAAUUGAUGGUGAAGAUGAGUAUAACUCUACAGAAUUCAGAAAGUUCUGUGAGGAGAAUGGAAUUGAGCAUGAGGUGACUACUCUAUACACUCCUCGACAUAAUGGUCUUGAUGAAGUAAGAAAUGCAAAAAGGACUCUCUUGAAUGACCUGCAUAUUCUGGACUUGGAAACUAUGACUUGGGACGAAAUUGAUGUCGUUGGAGUGCCUCCUUCCCCAAGGUCUGAUCAUGCUGCUGCUGUACAUGUGGAGCGAUACUUGCUCAUCUUCAGAGGGGGUUCACAUGCAACUUGCUACAAUGGUUUACAUGUUCUCGAUUUGCAAACUACGGAAUGGUCUCGCCCCACACAACAAGGUGAGAAACCAACUCCACGUGCAGGACAUGCUGGUGUGAUAGUAGGAGAGAACUGGUUCAUUGUUGGUGGCGACGACAAGAGCGGGGCUUCGGAGACGGUUGUACUGAACAUGUCUAUGCUGGCUUGGUCAGCAGUAACAUUUGUUCAAGGAUGUGUUCCUGUUGCUAGUGAGGGUUUGAGUUUGGUUGUAAGUUCGAAUGAUGGAGAAGAUGUACUUGUAUCUUUUGGAGGAUACAAUGGACGUUACAACAAUGAAGUAUAUAUUCUUAAACUAAGCCACAAAUCCACCUUACAAUCCAAAAUAAAUGAAAAUUCCAUACCAGACAGUGGUUUUGCUGUACCAAAUGCUACAAAUGCUACUCGAGAGUCGGAGCCUGAACUUGGAGCAGACUAG